Messenger RNA from Rhopilema esculentum, 1127 nucleotides. Its product is annotated as tRNA-splicing endonuclease subunit Sen34. Gene Ontology annotation, cellular component: tRNA-intron endonuclease complex. Gene Ontology annotation, biological process: tRNA-type intron splice site recognition and cleavage; tRNA splicing, via endonucleolytic cleavage and ligation. Gene Ontology annotation, molecular function: nucleic acid binding; tRNA-intron lyase activity. Lineage: Eukaryota; Metazoa; Cnidaria; Scyphozoa; Rhizostomeae; Rhizostomatidae. The record is from RefSeq and is a predicted model, not a curated record.
CUGAACUGAAGCUGGGAGCUGUGUGGAAACUCUGUGUCAAUCCGUGACCCUAUGUUUGAUAUUAUAGCAAUUUGCUCCUAAAUGCAAAGAAAAGAUUCAUUAAACCAAAAGAUUUCGAUUCUUAUUUCAAGAUCCCGCUUUGCAACUGUCUGGGAUGCAAAAGAUGUCGUGAAGUUAAAACAGGAACUUAGAAUUCCUGGAAACUUAAUAGGGUCUCUUCCAAGAAAACCAUGGCAAAAUCAAGUUCUGGCACUUCCUUUACUGUUAUCUCCGGAAGAAGUGACCUUGCUUGUCAGAAAAGGCCAUGCAGUUUUGUACUACGAUGAAUCUAGGUCACAUCAAGCGGAAGAUGAUAUCAAAUUAUUUAAUAGCUUGAGGGAGAAAUCGCAUUCAGACCAGAUUAAGAUUUUUGUUAAGAACAGAGAAGAAAAGAAGAUAAAGUAUGCCAAAAGAGAUUUGUCAAAGGGUGAAGAUUCUGUAAAAUGUAUUUCGAGGAGUUUAGUAUCACCUGAAUAUGUUCCUGGUCAAGAGAAUCGUGGUAGAAGUGAUAAACUAUCAAAGUGUGAAGACAAAAAAACAUCAAGUGAAGAGCCUCAAUAUAAUGAACAAACUCUUGUCACAAAUGAUGAUAAGAAAUACUUUGAAAAAUCAACUUUGAUACAUUUGCCAACUAUUGUUAACGAAAGAAGAUGGGUAAAUCAAGAUGGCCAUCAAAAUCAAAGUUGGAAUUAUCCAGGCUCCUUAAAAGAGAAGAGCAGCUAUGCUGUUUUUAGUGAUUUAUGGGAAAAAGGUUAUUAUCUUACUGCUGGUGGAAAAUUUGGCUGUGAUUAUCUUGCCUAUCCAGGCGAGCCAACAAAGUAUCAUUCCAGCUAUCUUGUCUUGGUGGUACAAUCUUCAGAACAUUUUCCAUCCCAAGUGCUUUUAUCGUAUGGACGACUGGGAAGUGGAGUGAAGAAAACAGUUUUACUUGCAAUUGUUGAUGAAAAAGACAAUUUUUCUGUAAGGUAUCAGUCAAUUUCUUGGUCAAAUGUAACUUGAAAAGGAAUAUUUGAGCUUGUCACAUAUGUUUUAUGUCCACUGCCGAUGACCAUAUUUUAUAUAUUUAAACAACAUGCUAAUGUCAGAAA